AUGGUCAGGCCAGCCCCACAUAUGGACGAGGUGAAUGCGAGGGACGAGGCAUCGGACGAGGAUGACUCUUUGAUCAACCCAGAACCACCAGCGGAGCUGCGGAACCUAACAUACAUGGAUAUGGGUACAAAUGAAAUCUGUGCAGCUGAUUACAUUGAGAUAUUUGAUGGACCGUCGACACUUUUUAGGUCAUUUGGGAAAAUGUGUACAGCCCGGCAAAUACUGACAUUAUCAACAACAAACUUCAUGCAUGUGGAAUUUAAGACAUCAGGAAAUGCCACAUUUCUAGCUACCUAUAAAAUUUUAGAUACAAACAUCACGCUAACCGAGCCUCAGGGUUUCAUCUCUAGCCCUGGUUAUCCACUGGGUUUCCUAAAGAACAAGUUUUACACCUGGACUAUACAAGGCCAGCCUGAUACGUUCAUCAUUCUUAAUUUAAUUGAUUCCAACUUAGACGUCUGGAGUUGUUACUAUAACUCCCUUAAUAUAUACGAUGGACCUACAGCUAAUUCGUCAUGUUUGGAUUCCUGCUUGAUGUCACCUCGGCUGAUUGUUUCAACCAGUAACUACUUACACAUUGUGUUCUACAGUACUAACUCUAUAAACUUUAGAGGCUUUUAUGGAAAGUACGAGAUCAGAGAUUUAAAUAAAGUCUUAAAUGCCACAACUGGAACGAUAACCAAUGCAGGAAAUACUUCGAAAUCUUCUGCAACCAACAAUACAUGGACUAUUCGAGGACCCAGAGGAACCAUUAUUGCUUUCAACCUAACAUACAUGGAUAUGGGUACAAAUAAAAUCUGUGCAGCUGAUUACAUUGAGAUAUUUGAUGGACCAUGGACACUCAGCAGGUCAUUUGGGAAAAUGUGUACAGCACGGCAAAUUCUGACAUUGUCAACAACAAACGUCAUGCUUGUGGAAUUUAAGACAUCAGGAAAUGCGACAUUUCUAGCUACCUAUAAAAUUUUAGAUACAAACAUCACGCUAACCGAGCCUCAGGGUUUCAUCUCUAGUCCUGGAUAUCCACUGGGUUUCCUAAAGAACAAGUUUUACACCUGGACUAUACAAGGCAAGCCUGAUACGUUCAUCAUUCUUAAUUUAAUUGAUUCCAACUUAGACGUCUUGAGUUGUUUCUAUAACUCCCUUAAUAUAUACGAUGGACCUACAGCUAAUUCGUCAUGUUUGGAUUCCUGCUUGAUGUCACCUCGGCUGAUUGUUUCAACCAGUAACUACUUACACAUUGUGUUCUACAGUACUAACUCUAUAAACUUUAGAGGCUUUUAUGGAAACUACGAGAUCAGAGAUUUAAAUGAAGUCUUAAAUGUCACAACUGGAACGAUAACCAACACAGGAAAUACUUCGAGUUCUUCUGCAACCAACAGUACAUGGACUAUUCGAGGACCCACUGGAACCAUUAUAGCUUUCAAGUAA
Physella acuta is the source of this 1428-nucleotide messenger RNA. Its product is annotated as deleted in malignant brain tumors 1 protein. NCBI's taxonomy places the organism in Eukaryota, Metazoa, Mollusca, Gastropoda, Physidae. The record is from RefSeq and is a predicted model, not a curated record.